AUGGCCAACGACCCCCGAGGGCCCUCGAGGGGCAUUGAUUACACCAAGGCGGAUGUUGCUACCCUGGUUAGACAACUGUGCAAGUCGCUCCACAGGCAACAUCUGGAUCACCGCAAAGUAGUGGUGGACUUUGACUUGUUGGCCGUAUUUUUAAUGCAAGAGAUUGCCCCAAAGACGCACAUCAGAAAAAUUGUCCAAUUGCUGCUGGCACAAUUUCAAUUGGCGAAAUUCCCAGCCGAAGGGUUGUCCACUGGCGCUCCUCCACGCACCGCUCUCCAAAGCCAGCUACUCCAAGCUGCCGAAUCAGUUCACCAGACCAUCCGACGAUACAAUGAAAGUCAAAACGCUGCAGACACAAAGGCAAUGGCCAAAUUUUGGAACAAAAUCACCUUCUACAGCAAGCUGUCAUUGUGGAUCAAUAAGGCAUUCUUGCCACAAUCAACUAAAAUUGCCGAGGCGGCCAUUGGGUUUCUUGAGAAACAUGGAUCUGACUACCUCCGCGAAAAUUUGAAAAAUGAGAAAAACAAAAUCAUCGCAUGUAAGUGA
Molecule: messenger RNA, 546 nt
Organism: Puccinia triticina
Lineage: Eukaryota; Fungi; Basidiomycota; Pucciniomycetes; Pucciniales; Pucciniaceae
Exons: 2
Coding region: 1-546 (181 amino acids)
Source: RefSeq, a predicted model, not a curated record